Messenger RNA from Myotis myotis, 2894 nucleotides. Its product is annotated as sperm head and tail associated protein-like. Bases 269 to 2737 code for a protein of 822 amino acids. The transcript has a single exon. Lineage: Eukaryota; Metazoa; Chordata; Mammalia; Chiroptera; Vespertilionidae. The record is from RefSeq and is a predicted model, not a curated record.
CUAGCCCCUCCCUCUCGCGUCUGUGCUGUCCGCGCCCGAGUCUUUUGUCCGCCCUUUUAUUUCGCCUCUAGUCCUCGACUCCCCCUCGUGUUCCGUCUGCAGCCUCCCGUCUCCGCCUCCGUCACUGACGUCAUCACCGCCGCCCUCAUUCUUCCAGUUACGUCACGGCCUCUUGUUCCCGGCGUUCGGCCAUCUUCCCCGGGACGCCCGCUGUCCCUUCCACGUCCCUUCCUCCCUUUUCCUCCCCCUCCCCUCCCCCCCUUCCCACAUGACUUUCUCUCCUUUCCGGGUAGACUUUUCAGCCCGGCCGCCCGCGCCUGUCGAAAAAGGCCCUAGCAACUUCCCCUUUCUGCCUGGGUCCCCGCCGCCCUCCGGGAAAGGACUCUCCCCGUUCCUCACCCUCGAGCUGCCUCUGGGGCCCAGGAAAGGUUACAGCGAUCCCCCUGCCCAUCCCGCCAGCACUUCCCCAAACCAGGGCAAAGGGUGCGUCAGCUCCACUCACCCUCCGGGUUCCCCCCAGUUCUCCAGAGACCCCUUCUCUGGCCUCACCUGCGGCCCUGGGAUUUCUUCUGACACGGGCCGGCCCGGCUCCCUGCCGGAACCGGUGCCCUCCCGGCCCCUACCGCCCCUCUCCCCACCCCCACAGCCUCCCCUACGCCUGGCGAGAUGUGCCUUUGAACCCUGUUUGCCCCUCCUCGGAAGGCAACCCUGCUGCGAGCCUGUCUACUGGGGGUCACCCCCUCCGAGUCCUUGUUUUGGCCGAUUCAGGCUCAGGGGGUCACCCCCUCUCCAUCCGCAGAGCCCCUAUUGCAGCCUGAUGAGCCCCCCGAGAAUACCGUGGCCCGGCCCCAGAAGCCCUUACACGGACCAGAGCCCCUACCUCUGUUACUCUGCGCAGUAUCCUGCAGCCCUGGUCACAUGCCCGGUGACUGGCCCCGUGAUUUCCCCUUACCUUGCUCACCGGCCCAUGGAAUACAGACCAGUAACUUACCCACCCGUUUCUCACGGGGUUUUGCACGUCUCGCGGAUCUCCCCUCUGUACCCUACCUGGUCUUCAGGGAGAAGUUACAACGAUUCUCCUUCUUCAGCAUCUUCCCCGCCCACUGGCCAGCUUUACCUGGGUCAUCUGAGGCCUCCAGACUCUCGUAAACCUCAACCCCAGCUUGACCCACCCCUGGAGAAAAAUUAUUGUGGCUCCCUGUUUUCCCAGGCAAAUGCGCCGGGCUGUCCUCGCUCCCCUCAAGAGGACUCCCAUCACUAUUCCCAUCUUCCCCCAGAGGCCCCCGUGUCUACCCCUGGGAGCCCCUAUUGUGGCGACCCUAUACCAGCCGGAAUGAUUGAUUCUUCUUGCUCACUCCAGUCCCAGGCUUCCAGGAAGGCUUGCUUAGAGUCCGUUUCCUCCUGGGAGACUAAUGGGAACUCGUACCUUGUUUCUGGCACCCCGAUUUCUGGUUCCCCCUGUUCCAAGGAGCCACCUCUUCCCCAGUCUGCGCAGUAUCCUAAUUCUGCCUUCUCUUUCCCUUCACCCCUGGGCAACCAGUUUAUAUCUCCACCGCAGUCACCUCCCCGUAGAAGCUAUAAUGAACCCUCUCUCCUUACCCCAGUGUAUCCCCAAGUGAAAUCCCCCAAAUCUCCAGAGUUAAAACAGCCAUGUGCUCCCUGCAGCCCUGACCAGUACACUCCUUCUGAUCAACCCAAGCCCCGUGAGGAUAGCGCCUCUCCUCCACUUCUCUCCCACCCUUGUGGUCUCUCUGAUCCUUCUUGUUCCAUCACAACUUGUUCAAAUUCCCGCCCCCAAACACUUCCCCAAGGGGCUAUCUUACCUACUCUGGUCCCUAGAACCCUGAAAACUGUUAAUCCCACAUCACUUCCCCCCCGCCUUCCUUGUGAUUCUAUCUUACCUAAUGUUUUUGCUCAGAGCUACCCCCAUGGACCACCUCUGGGAACCCCUUGCAAUGCCCAUAUAUAUUCUGUGGUUCCCUCCACCCCUAAUCCCUGCCCACUCUCUGGUUCCACGGGGCCCCCUCAGUGUCCUAACCAGCCCAUGGUGCCUCCUUGUGGCACUUACGGCACCCCUAGGGGCCCACCCCAACCCCCUCGACAGCCUCCAUGUUCUACCCACAUCUAUUCAUUUAUCCCUUUAAGAACACCUUUUGACCCCCAGAGUUUACCCAUUGCCCCCCGACCCUGCGGCCACCCUGAUACUACGCCCUGUGGCCUCCAUGUAUACUCUGUGGCUUCUCAAGGCUCUUGCAAAGAGCCCCCCCAGAUACCCUACAGCUCUCCAUUGCCUUCAUCCACGAGUUCCAGCUGUAGUAGCAAUAUUCCCAGCUGCAGUUCAACUGUUAUAAUUAAUAAAUGCCAGAGUAGUGACAACCAGAACAAGAAUACCCACCAAAGCAGAAGUCGAAGCCAGUGUGAGAAUCCCAACCAUCUUAGCAGAAGUCGGAGUAAAAGCAAGUGUCGCCAUCUUAGCAGAAAUCAAAGCCUGACCAAUCGCUCCAACCAAAGCUUAAAUGAGGAUCAGAGUGAGAAUCUUCAACUUGCUAUAUUUCAAAGACAGAGUGAGAGUCCCCAAUAUAGAAAAAGUCAAGGUCCAAACAUGAGUUCCCACCAUCUCAAAAGGCAGGGCAAGAGCCAAAACAAGAGUUCCCACCAUCUCAAAAGGCAGGGCAAGUGCAAAAGCUCUCAUCACAGCAGGAGCUGGAGCAAGAGUCCCCACUGUAAUAAGAAAUGAGAGCCAAGAGCAAGAGUUCUGACCAAACCAGAAAUCCAGGCCAAAGCAAAAUUCACAGACAGGAACAGGACUGCCAGCCAUAGUAACACUCAGCUGUGGCAAUCAGGACCAACUUAUGGACUCCUCAGUUGAUACCUUCAUUUUCCUUUUAAUCUAC